AUCAAUUAUCAGCAUGCAACGGGCACAACUCAUUUCACAGGUCCUGCUGGCCACAGCCAUCAUCUACGCUUGUCUGGAGCCUGCUGCCUGCCUUUACGAGGAUAAGAUCCAAACGUUCCUUGAUGAGUUCCGGAAGCGCAUGUGUCACCCGAUCCCAAAUCUGGGUCUGCCCGCUUUGGAUCCUUUGGAGCUGGGUCCUGCUAAAACCGAAGUUAACAAUAAAUACUUAAUAGACUUCACUGGCUCCAUCGACAAUUUUCAGUUGCACGGAUUGUCUGAUUUUGAUGUCCCUGCCCUUACUUUGAAUCCGAUCCCAACUCGAAUGAGCACUAUUAACGUCACCCUUCCUCUCACGCAUUUCGAGUCCUUGUACACGGCCAAAGGAUCACUGGCAUACAUCCUUAACCUUGCCGGCGAUGGCAAUGCAGAAACUUCCAUCACGAACUUUUCCAUCCUUAUUACUUUUCGAUUGAGGUCACUGUCCCCUUUGUCAAUAUAUUCACUUCAGAUUGAGUUGCAUUUGGGAGCUCUUCGGAUUAACUUUGACAAUCUGAUGGAGGAGGAACGUAUUAAUGAUUUUAUCCACGCUCUGGUGAACGAAAUGGGGGUGGAGCUACUUGGUGACGUUUGGGACUAUGGACAAGACACGGUGGUCUCAAAAGUGCAAACGGCUGUUAACAACUUCUUAGGUCAGUAUACACUGUCGGAGAUCCUCCAAAUCAUAACUGGCGGAAGUGGUGAAGGAGAAAGUGAACCCAUCUUCAACGGUGUAGAGCCAGACUGUAAACCUGAAGCCAGCUCAAGAAACUAAGACUGAAACUUGAUGAUAAAUUUAGAAUAACAAAGAUACCUAUAUACGUUUAGAUUAAUACAUGACAAUCGAAGAAGCA
Messenger RNA from Drosophila eugracilis, 890 nucleotides. RefSeq lists its product as uncharacterized. NCBI's taxonomy places the organism in Eukaryota, Metazoa, Arthropoda, Insecta, Diptera, Drosophilidae. The transcript is spliced from 4 exons. The record is from RefSeq and is a predicted model, not a curated record. The coding region runs from base 14 to 811 and encodes 265 amino acids.